Molecule: messenger RNA, 723 nt
Organism: Pecten maximus
Lineage: Eukaryota; Metazoa; Mollusca; Bivalvia; Pectinida; Pectinidae
Exons: 1
Coding region: 1-723 (240 amino acids)
Source: RefSeq, a predicted model, not a curated record
AUGAUCAGUGAUGGCCGGAUAGGAUACAGCACAAUGAUCGGUGAUGGCCGGAUAGGAUACAACACUAUGACCGGUGAUGGCCGGAUAGUAUACAGCACAAUGACCGGUGAUGGCCGCAUAGGAUACAACACAAUGACCGGUGAUGGCCGGAUAGGAUUCAACACAAUGAUCAGUGAUGGCCGGAUAGGAUACAGCACAAUGAUCGGUGAUGGCCGGAUAGGAUACAACACUAUGACCGGUGAUGGCGGGAUAGGAUACAGUACAAUGAUCGGUGAUGGCCGGAUAGGAUACAACACAAUGAUCGGUGAUGGCCGGAUAGGAUACAGCACAGUGAUAAUUGAUGGCCGGAUAGUAUACAGCACAAUGACCGGUGUUGGCCGGAUAGUAUACAGCACAAUGAUCGGUGAUGGCCGGAUAGGAUACAACACUAUGACCGGUGAUGGCCGGAUAGGAUACAACACUAUGACCGGUGAUGGCCGGAUAGGAUACAACACUAUGACCGGUGAUGGCCGGAUAGAAUACAAUACUAUGACCGGUGAUAGCCGGAUAGGAUACAACACUAUGACCGGUGAUGGCCGGAUAGGAUACAGUAAAAUGAUCAGUGAUGGGCGGAUGGGAUGCAGCAUAAUGAUUAGUUAUGGCCGGAUAGGAUACAACACUAUGACCGGUGAUAGCCGGAUAGGAUACUGCACAAUGACCGGUGAUGGCCGGAUGGACUUGUGA